AUGACGCGGUGCGUGCAGACGUCGCUGCUGUCGUUUCCGACGCUGACGCGCGCGGCGAGGGACGCGGUGCCGUUCGUGGCGAACGAGGACUUGAGGGAGACGGCGAACUAUUGGUGCGAUCGACGGCGGACGACGGAGGAGCUGGAGCGAGAGUUCGGCGAUCGGGUGGAUUUUUCGGCGUGCCCGAUGAGGGAUGAGUUGUGGGAGCGGUACGAACGAAUUGCGGGGCCGCCGGACGCGUGGACGAAGCAUCGAGAGUCGUGCGACUUGUAUUACGUCGCCAAUCGGUGUCGAGCGUUUUUCGAGUGGCUCGAACGCAGACCGGAGCGGAGAAUCGUGGUGAGCACGCACUCGGCGCUGCUGCGUUGCAUGUUUUCGUACGGUCAUCCCGGCGGCGUGCGCGCGGCGCCGGAACAGAUUUUCGAUUCCGGCGGCGUCUUUGGGGGGGACACGUCCAAGGGCGUUCCCGUGGUGAGCUACGGCGACGACGUCGACUUCGCGGCGCGCAUGCGCGAAGACUUCGAUAACUGCGAGUAUCGCACGUGCUUCGUCGAUUUCGCUCCGCGUGCGGUGUAG
This is a messenger RNA of Ostreococcus lucimarinus CCE9901, 576 nucleotides long. RefSeq lists its product with no specific name. The transcript has a single exon. NCBI's taxonomy places the organism in Eukaryota, Viridiplantae, Chlorophyta, Mamiellophyceae, Mamiellales, Bathycoccaceae. The record is from RefSeq and is a predicted model, not a curated record. Bases 1 to 576 code for a protein of 191 amino acids.